AAGACAACACACCAAUAAUAUUAGGAGUUAUAAUACCAGUAAUAUUAAUAGCGAUACUAUUUAUAACAGUUAUAUUCAUAAGACGUAGAAGAUCUGCUGGAAGAAAAGCAACAGAAGCUCGUAAUAAUGACAAUAUAUCUCUACCAGAUUCGGUAAUUGAAACCAGCAGACCUGUGAGAAUAGAGAAUUUCUCUAAUCAUUAUAGGAUUAUGUCCGCUGAUUCUGAUUUUAGAUUUAGCGAAGAGUUUGAAGAACUGAAACAUGUAGGCAGGGACCAACCGUGUACUUUCGCCGAUCUUCCUUGCAAUAGGCCUAAAAAUAGAUUUACGAACAUAUUGCCUUACGAUCACUCUCGAUUUAAGUUACAACCAGUAGACGAUGAAGAAGGUUCGGACUAUAUCAAUGCAAAUUAUGUACCAGGUUACAAUUCUCCAAGAGAAUUCUUGGUGACUCAAGGCCCAUUGCAUUCUACAAGAGACGACUUUUGGAGGAUGGUAUGGGAGUCGAAUUCAAGAGCUAUAAUUAUGUUGACACGGUGCGUCGAAAAGGGAAGAGAGAAAUGUGAUCACUAUUGGCCUUAUGACACGAUGCCCGCCUAUUAUGGUGAUAUUUCUGUACAAAUUUUAAAUGAAUCUCGAUACCCUGACUGGAAUAUAAGUGAAUUCAUGGUUUGUCGUGGUGAACAGCAGCGGGUCGUGCGUCACUUCCAUUUCACGACAUGGCCCGAUUUUGGAGUGCCUAAUCCUCCUCAUACGUUGGUUAGGUUUGUAAGGGCAUUUAGGGAACGGGUGCCUCCCGAUCAAAGACCCAUUGUGGUUCAUUGCAGCGCUGGCGUUGGUAGAUCUGGUACGUUUAUAUGUUUGGAUAGAAUAUUGCAGCAAAUAUUAGUGUGCGACUACGUCGACAUCUUUGGAAUAGUUUAUGCCAUGAGAAAAGAACGUGUGUGGAUGGUGCAAACCGAACAACAGUACAUAUGUAUUCAUCAGUGCCUUUUAGCAGUUUUAGAAGGAAAAGAUCUUUCUGGUUCCUCAAGGGAAAUACACGAAAACCAAGGAUUUGAAGAUGACGAAGGAAUUGCUGAAUCGGGAAUGUAGUAGGUUAAUACUCGAAUUAUACUGACUUGGUUUGGAGGGAAAUUGUGGAGAAUCUCAUAUUUGUUGAUCAAACAAAAUUUUUAUAUAAUUUUAUAUAUUUUAUAUAUAUUUUACUGUAAUUACGUUGCUCAAUACGUAUGUCAAGAAGACAGGCUGGCGACUGUCCGUUAACCGUUAAAAUGGAAUUUUACAAGACGUUUACAUUUAGUUACAUCUACUCAGCAAGGAAAUCAUGAGAUUAUGAGUUAUAUGAUAUUAACGAGUGGCAUUUAGUAAGUUGUUACCUAUAUUUUUUAUAAAUGUAUUUAUAUAUAGUCAUUGAUGGUUGUUAAAAUUUUACUUAAAUGUCCCUUUUGCGACAGCUAAUUUUAUUUUACAAAUUUGAUUAAUUUUAGUGGUAUGUGUACAGUUUUAUAGAUACGCACAUUUAAUAAUGAUUAAAUUAUUAUUAUACAUAUUCCACCAGCUAUAUACAAUAUGGCCAAAUUAAAAUGACAAUUUUUUUUAGUACCGCAAAUUUUAUUUUAGGGUGUAAGAUUUUAAGUAUCAGUAUCAUUAAAAAUAAUUUGUUGACAUAAAAUUAUUCUGUGAUAGAUUUUUUGAUUAGAAAAAUAUUUUAUGAAUUUACUUAACUUUCUAACCAGUAAUUAUGUUUAUGUACUUAAUUUUACCUGAAAUAAACAAUUUAUAUUUU
Anoplophora glabripennis (Asian longhorned beetle) is the source of this 1788-nucleotide messenger RNA. RefSeq names its product tyrosine-protein phosphatase 10D. The transcript is spliced from 6 exons. Gene Ontology annotation, biological process: protein dephosphorylation. Gene Ontology annotation, molecular function: protein tyrosine phosphatase activity. NCBI's taxonomy places the organism in Eukaryota, Metazoa, Arthropoda, Insecta, Coleoptera, Cerambycidae. The record is from RefSeq and is a predicted model, not a curated record. Bases 210 to 1094 code for a protein of 294 amino acids.